Messenger RNA from Hordeum vulgare subsp. vulgare (domesticated barley), 694 nucleotides. RefSeq lists its product as uncharacterized. The record is from RefSeq and is a predicted model, not a curated record. The transcript is spliced from 7 exons. NCBI's taxonomy places the organism in Eukaryota, Viridiplantae, Streptophyta, Magnoliopsida, Poales, Poaceae. Bases 180 to 464 code for a protein of 94 amino acids.
GACCACUGGUAUUCACACGUUUUCUCUCGUCCCCGUUCGCCACCGAUCCACAUCCCCGUCGCCUUCGAUCGAUCGCUCGCUCGCCUUCCCUUCCGUCUCUCGCUUCCACACAGACCUGCUGAAACCUGCUUCAUCAUCGUCUCCUUCUUCCUCCUCUUCGCGGAGGAGAGAUCGACCGGAUGACUGGCUGCAACGGCAACGGCAACGGCAUCGGCAACUCGCCCGCCUCGGCCAUGGGGCAGCAGACUGUCACUGAGAAGAAGUUCGGAGGAAUCGCACCAAAGAAGCCUCUGAUUUCAAAGGACCAUGAGCGCGCCUACUUCGAUUCCGCGGACUGGGUCCUCGGCAAGCAAGCUGCAAGCAACAACGCGCAGACUGCAGCAAUCGAGUCCUUGAAGCCAAAGCUAAAGAGGACGCCCCAUCACCAGCUCCCCCCUCGCAAGCCGGCCUGCGCGUCCGGCUGAUCGAUCGCGAUGCGACAAGGGAUCACCGGAGAAGCCGAAGCGGACGCUUGGGAUGAGGAAGCUGGUGGUCUAGCUGGUUGCUUAUGUGUUAGGAGUCGAUUGAAUCAGGGUUCGAGAUCUGCAGUUAGACCCUUUUGGUUGUCGCAGCCUAAAAUUUGUCACAGUAGGGCUAGUAGCAUAUGCUCCUACAUUAUUAUGGCUUCAGUUUGAGAUGUUUGGUUUUCAGUUCA